Lingula anatina is the source of this 7067-nucleotide messenger RNA. RefSeq lists its product as uncharacterized. The record is from RefSeq and is a predicted model, not a curated record. Gene Ontology annotation, molecular function: protein binding. NCBI's taxonomy places the organism in Eukaryota, Metazoa, Brachiopoda, Lingulata, Lingulida, Lingulidae.
GGUGAAUGGAAAUGUAAAUUUUCAUUUUUGUAAGGACCCACAGUUAUCUAAAAGUUUGUAUUGGUCACGGAUAAUUAACAUUCUAUAAUUGGUUAACUUGAAAAUCCAUGUUCUGAUUCAAUCAUAUUCCAUAAUAAGCCCUUGAUUUGUAUUAUCACUAAGGAUAUCUAGGUCGUUAUCCCCAAACAUAGAGAGAAAAGGAGUGUAUAUUAGCUUAUGAUGGGGGAAGGUACAUGUACAUAGAGGCAGAGAGCUAAUUGCUGUCACACGUCUGCUACUUGACAACGCCAUACACAAAGUUCACCCUUGAAAGUUACAGGGAAUAUUUUAUGCAGUUUCCUUCCGAACCUUGGAAAUUUGAGACAUGGAAGACUUCUGUGAAUGAUACAUCAAAUUUCUGGAUAAUGAAAAUGAUGAGAAAGUGAAUUCUGUAGACAAAAAAUCAGCAUGGAGAUGGUAACAACUGAGAACUAUUUUGAUCUUACACAGUUCGUGUCCUUGAGUUGCUGUACGAUUGAGAAAAUCCGAGAGUAAUUGUAGAAUACUCUAAGGAUGCAGCAUCCUGCAGAAGAUAACCAAUCUAAAAUGGAGCCCCAUAUGCCUGUGAUGUCUGAGAGUGUAAAAGAUGCCAGUGCAGCAGGGAUUUUAAAGGCUAUUAGAGGUUCCAGUGAUAACCAUGAUCAAAUGACUAGAAUCGAGAAGGUUAAUGGGAAGAAUGGCAAAGUACGGUUAAAGCAUUUACCUAUACAUGAACGGCACAGAGUUCUUUCAGCAUUCAAGAGGAUGAUAAGUGAGGAUGUGGAAAGGAGGAUCACUGGGGCUGCAGCUAGAGAGGAAGAAUUGAGAAAAAAAUCGCAGAAAAAACAAGAAAAAAUGGAAGAAGAAAGAGAGAGAUUUGAAACACAACAGAAAGUUUUAAGAAAAUUCAAACCUAUCCUUGAUCAGUAUGAUGAGUUUGGGAUGAAAAUACAGCCUUCGGUACACAAGCAGUCUCAUAGACGGGCACGAUCUGAGACCAACAGCCCAUCAGACAGUCUCCUGCCAAAAGAUAAUUAUUAUUUGUCACCGCUCACAAGACUACAACCCAAUGAUCGCAGGAAGUCAAUUUCUCAUGAAUCUUUGCAUGUUGACAUAAUUUACAGACUACAAGGAGAUAAAAUAUCAGCUUCCCUGCCGUCUUUGGGCAAUAGUUUUGAGUCUCAGAGUAUUUCCUCAUUAGACAGUAUUCAGUCACUACCAAGUGGCAGUGUAAGUGGGGAUAAAAAUGGAAAUGUCAUUUUCAAUAAAGAAAAAGCACCUUUACCAGAUAUUGUUCCUAAGAGAGAUUCUGGAAUUGAACUUCAUGCAGAAAAUGACUACUCUGCUGAUGGUAGAGACCCCACUGGACAACUAAAGCAAUUAUCUGCUUCUAAAAAAAGAAAAGCAUUUGUUACCCAGCAGAUGAUGUCAGGUGCUACAAGUUGCUCUUUUCAAAGUUUCAACAGUUCUAAUGAAACCACUGUCACUGAUUUCCAACCAAAGGACACUAAUGUGAACAGCAGGUUGAAAUUUCCUGCUGAAAUGUCACGGACGGAAAUAAGGGAGGAGAUGUUGAAAGGAAGACUGCACACCCCUUACUGCACAGAAGAAAACAUUUUAAGGAUUUAUAUCAGCAGCACGUCAACAGAUACAAUUGGAGAAGGAAAACUCCUUACAAACUCGGUCUACCCUUAUCUACAAAAUUUGGCACAGAAAAAAGGCUAUGAGCUUCAGUUGCUGGAUCUCCACUGGGGAAUUAAUGGGCUGUUUCUUGAUGAUCACAGCUAUGCAGAAACUUGUAGGAGGGCUUUGGAGUGUUGCCUGGAGAAACAUGGACUCAAUUUUAUUUCUUUUCUAUCAGAGAAGUAUGGCCAUCCCAACCUGCCAACUGUAUUUAGUAAGGAGGAAUUUGAAGCCAUUCUCAGUGCAGUUGAAAAAGAGCGUGAUGCAGAAAUUGCAAAUUUUGUUACUGAGCAAACACGGCACUUGUCCAUUGCUAAUCCCAAAGAGAUGAUUAUGCAGUUGACCAAUCAGAAAAACAGGGAAAGCAGUCAAGAUAUAGUGGUUAAAAUGAAGAAAAGUGCAUCUAAUCCAAGUGUUCCCUCAUAUGCGCCCUCCCCUAGACGUAGUUUGCAGAAUCCAUUUUCAUCUGGAAUGGGAGGGUUAGCAGCCAUUGCUAAAGUGGCUAUUAGAACUCAAGAAAAUGAAGGUAUACAAGAAAACCCUUUCCAAGGUUUGGAGGAUCUGGAACUCCUGCAGGAGUGCUACGCUCUUGACACCAACACCUCACCACAUGUAUACAGAUUACAAAAUAUCAGUGCUCACUUCCCAGACUUCACUGAGAAGGAUGCCAGUAGAGUCAAACUUGCCCUGGACCAGUGGCAGCAUGCUGCAAGGAGACUGUUGGGUGUCCUGCAGAAGUACAGCAAGAUGGCCAAGGUCGACCAGAGAACAAUAAGAAAACUAUGCAUCUCAUUACAAGAAGAGGAAAACAGUCGAGGAUUCUUUGAGAAUGAGAACCACCAGAAUUGUGCCUGGUUUUACAGAUGUUUCAGUGACAUUCAACUCCAAGACAGCAAAGCUGGAGACUAUGUGGACCUGAUUCAGCCUGGGACCAAGGAUCCAGAUAAAGAUGUUGCAUUACAGGAACUGGUGGACAAGAUGUGCAUGGUUGAGCUUCCCAAGAACCACUACCAUCGCUUCUUGAUUCCCUGGGCAUUUGAUGGAUUCAACCCUGAAGGCAAUCGUCCGAAAAAUAGGGAGCACAAUAUAUAUGCAAAGAAGAUGUGUCGCAGCUUCCAAGAUGUGGUAGAGCACUAUAUAGAAAGCCUUCCAUAUGCCACUGCAAGUUCAAUUAAUAGCUUGAGUGGUGUAUAUGAGAAGCAUGUGACUGACAUUGUCCAGCAUGCUAAUUUUUGCAUUGAAAGGGCAAAGAGAUUCUAUGGAAGAAGUGAUCAACUUCAUUCGACAAGAAAUUUAUUGUGGUCUACCAGAAGCUCACCAAUUGUUGUACAUGGCAAGCCAGGGAUGGGCACAUCUUCUUUGCUAUCCACCAUUGCUUGUUCAGCAACAGAGUGGAUGAAAAGGGAGGACCUCAGGGUGCUGUUCCGGAGUAUUGGUCAUACUUCCAUGUCCACCAGCUUCCAUACUUUGCUUCAGGGGCUGUGCUUCCAACUAAGGCAGAUAUUCAACUUGAAUACAAGCGAUUUGAAAAGCAUGAAUUUGAAAUGGCUGAUGAAUGAAUUUGACGACUUGCUGUCCCAUGCAAAUACAGAUAAACCACUUCUCAUUAUUCUAGAUGGGUUGGACAGGUUGAUAUUAGAACAGGAUUCUGCAAAUGACCUUCAGUCUUGGAUCCCUUCCAAACUACCAGACAAUGUUCACAUCGUGCUGUCGAUGAAUACAGGAAGUGAAAUAAUGAAUCUUCUCCAACAAAAGAUUCCUGCAGAAAAGUUCCUUGAAAUCCUUCCAUUGUCCGAAGAAGUUGCUUCCAAUAUGUUCUACCACUUCUUGCAUGGGGAAGGCAGAUGUGUUACAGAUGCCCAACUUGAUGUAGUAUUAGAGGCAUUCCAGCCAGAAACUACCCCCCUUCUUGUGUAUAUGGUGUUCAGAGAAGCCUGCAAGUGGACUUCCUUCACACACAACAAAAUGAAGCUUGGCAAGACUGUACGAACCAUGGCAUUCAAUUUUGCUGGUCAUCUAGCUAAAGUACAUGGGGAACUUUUGGUGAGACGCACCUUUGGUUUUCUUUGCACAGCCAAAAAUGGCUUAACCCAGAGUGAAUUACAUGAACUGCUCACCCAGGAUUCCAGAGUUAUGGAGUUUGUGUCAACCUUGAACAAAUCUUCCUUUCCAAGGCUUCCAAGUUUUAUUCUGGUGCGUCUCCUCAACAACUUAACAGAUGCAGGAUAUGUUACCAAGAUCCUUGGUGAUGGAGGGCAAGUGUUGUACAAAUGGGCACACUGGUCUUUCCAAGAAGCAUACACAGAAAUGUACCUGAAGGGCAAAGAAUUAGUGACAUACCACAAGGCAAUGGCAGCAUAUUUCUUAGGCAGGCCUCUGGAAGAGUCAUCUGAUACUGAGAAGUACAGAAAACAGUCAGGGUGUAAUGAGCAUGUAGAAGAAGGCACAUAUGGAUUGGAAAUCAAAAGAUCGUACAACCUGAGACUUCUGAAUGAGCUUCCACACCAUUUGAUAAUGGCACAAGAGACCCUGCUGCUGAAGACCGAAUGUCUUCUCAACUAUGAGUGGUUACUGGCUAAACUGUGUUCCACUUCCCUGUGGGAGCUGCUGGAUGAUUACCACCAAGCUGAAUCCAGUAAUAGUGAUGAAGGUUCUGACAUGGAACUUUAUUUAGUCAUUGAGUCUCUCAAACGAGGUUGUCAUGUUUUGACAAAGGAUCCCCAUCAGCUUGCUUCACAACUGAUUGGAAGACUUUUUGACAUAAUGGCAAAAGAUGUCCCAGCCACUUCUGAGGAUCCAAGAAAGUACCCACACUUUCCUGCUCUGUUGGAUGCCGCUGCAAAAAGUUCUAUCCCAGUUAUUGUUCCCUCUGCCACAUGCCUUCUACCUCCUGGUUCCUUGACUGGAUUAGAGUUAGGUGGACAUCAUGGGGCCAUCACUGCUGUGACAGUCACCAAUUCUGGCAAACAAGCUGUAUCAGCAUCCCUUGACAAUACCCUGAAACUUUGGGAUCUUCAAACUGGAAGAGUUACCAAGACAAUCAAAGGAGUUGGGAAAGAAGCAUAUCACAUUAAAAUGGCCAUGCAGGACAGGUAUGCCAUUGUAUGUGAGACUUAUUCUGUGCAAAUUUGGAGUUUGGAAAAAGGUCAUCUUGUCAGAGUAAUAGAACAACUUGAGGAUUACGUGAUCCCAACAACAGCUUCUAAUGGAACAAUGUUGUUACUCUUUGUUGAUGGUGGAGAAACCAUGCAUGUGUGGAAUCUGGAUGGUGAAGUGACACAUGUCAACUCCUUUCACUUAGAGGAAAAAGAUGAAAAGAAAGAAGAAGAAGAAAAAGCUAGAAAACAGAAGAUGGAACAAGAACAAAAGAACAAGGUUCAGAUUUGGCAGAUGCUGGAAGAGGAAGAAGAAGAUGAAGAGGAUUUGGUUGAAGGUAGUCAAGAUGAUAAAAGUCCACCUGUUGAAGAAAUUCCUGAUGAAGAAGAAGUAACCCUUUCAGCCCACAGAGGAAGAUCAACAACAGUAUCCUCUUGUACCUAUGGAGACCAGAUUUUGCAUGGUUUCCGUGGUGACACUAAAGCAUAUGCACACAAUGUUCACACUGGCCAGUUAGCAUACACUAUCAACAUCAAUGACAUUGCUGCAAGGCUACGAGCUGUUGGAACAACUCCCAUGUACUUUGUGCUAGCUUGUCACUGUGAUGACCACUUUAUUUUUGAAAUUUUUGACAACAGCACUGGUCUGUACAUCCGAACCAUCAAAGGUUGUGCUAUGGAUGCCAGUAUUCAAGAUGUUGAAUUCAACAAGUCUGGAUCUCAUGCCAUUGGUUUGGUAAGCUCUCAAAAAACUGGUGCUACCUAUCUAGCUGUCUGGAACUUGGAGACUGAGGAACACAGACAUUUGGGCUAUCACUCUGGAAUAACAAACCUGGCAGCAUGUCUGAAUUUGAGCUACUGUGUGACUGCAUCAUCAGCUUCCAACAACCUUAUGGUAUGGGACAUCACUCUCGGUCUCAGCAAGAAAGUGCCAGUUCAGGGAGUUGUUGGCAUUGAAGAAAUUACAAUUCUGGAUGAUAAUCCUCGCUAUGUGGUGGCUAAGCCAAUGGACUGUAAUGGGCCAGUGACAGUGUGGAACUUGUUCAAGACUCAGUGUAAAAUCAGUGCUGUCUGUUCAGAGAGAGGUUUAGUAGAAGACAUGGACCUUCUCCUGGUGAAGAACAUGAAUGUUGUUAUCCUCACAGAUUGCAUGAUCAACAAGUACGAAGAAUAUUUCACCUCCAUUCUUGUGUUUAAUCUGGAAACCAGACAGUAUGAUCGUAUCUUGCAUGGGGCCCACAUAGAUGUUGGCCUUUCAAAUGAAUAUUUCAUGCUAAAUGGUGAGAGAGUUAUGAGUCCAUCUCCUGAUAGGACUCACUUUGUCAUAUGGAGUUUAGAAUCUGGCCAAACAGUCCUCAAUAUAUAUAAAGACAGAUCCAAACUCUCUGAUGUAAUCAAGUCAUCAGUCACAUCUCAUAGAAAGAGGGGUACAACUGCCAAAAUGUUACCAUGGCAAAGGAGAUCAGAAACCAAAACUGGUCGACAAAGAAGGCACCAGAGAGAAAUUCAAGAUGAAAAUGACCGCAUAGAAGGACUCAAAAAGGGGAAAGAGAACUUGAUUACUCAGUUUCUUGUCAGUGAUGAUGAAAAAAUGAUAGUGGCCUCAUACUUUUCAUGCUACCUGUGUGUGUUUGAUAUAACACGGGGGCGCCACAUUCAAACGCUGGUUGAUGACAAAGCAAUUCUGACCUUAGAUACAUCUGCCUUGACAUCAACUGGUGGCCACCUGGUGCACACCUACUAUGAUGAUGUUGGAAAAUUCAGCUGUGUUGUUGUAUGGGACUGCAUGACGGGAAAAGUUCAUGCCAAACUUGAAGAAGAAGAAGGGGUAUGUGCAGUUGCCAUCAAUGACAGUGCCACACAAGUUGUCUUUGGAAAUAUUUGCAAUGAAAUGGUUUGGUGGGAUUUAGAAAACCAAGUCAUGCACAAGCUUCCAACAUACACAGGCUUCCAGUUAGACAUUUACUCCACAAUCUACAUCCUGCAUAACUCCAGUAAGGCAAUGGUGCUAGCCAAGGACAUAUCUCUCUGGGAUUUCAAAAAAGGAAUUCUCUCAGUCUUCACUCCAGAUGUCAAGAUACAGUGCUCAAAAGUUGUAUUGAAUAGAACUGCUAUAGCAUUUGGGCUUCCAAAUUCUCCCACAGUUGUUACCUUAAAAUAUUCAGCUGAUAACACACAGGGCUCAUCACUUGCUGAGGCUACUAACGGACAGGAGUUGUUUGGAGAAACUCACAGCGACAGUGAGGAUAGUGACUAAAUCAAUGAUAACCA